AUGGCACCACAAAUGGCUCCCACGGCCCCGGAGGGCACUCUGCCGCCGAUCCAGCCCACGGCGCAUUUCGUGCCCGUCCCAGACGACGUGGCCGAAGACCAGGACAAACUUUUUGAGCUGUUUGGCGAGAGAUUUUCUGCUUCGAACUGCAAUAUUUCGCGGCACUAUACCUACAGGGAUGGUUUAAAGCUGAUCAGGGGGCGCAAAGACGACUGCAUCAUUAUUUUCCGAAACAGGCCCGACAAGCCGACGUUCUUCGUCCUGCGCGUCUACAAAUUAGACCCAGUCAUUAAUGGCAAGAAGUACAAGAUCCCCGGUCGCACGGAUGGGGAGUACAACUACAUCGAUCACAUUUAG
Molecule: messenger RNA, 357 nt
Organism: Cordyceps fumosorosea ARSEF 2679
Lineage: Eukaryota; Fungi; Ascomycota; Sordariomycetes; Hypocreales; Cordycipitaceae
Exons: 3
Coding region: 1-357 (118 amino acids)
Source: RefSeq, a predicted model, not a curated record